This is a messenger RNA of Gloeophyllum trabeum ATCC 11539, 291 nucleotides long. RefSeq lists its product as uncharacterized. The record is from RefSeq and is a predicted model, not a curated record. The annotation marks the transcript as partial. The transcript has a single exon. Lineage: Eukaryota; Fungi; Basidiomycota; Agaricomycetes; Gloeophyllales; Gloeophyllaceae. Gene Ontology annotation, cellular component: mitochondrion.
AGUGUAGCCCCCAGCGCCCUCGCUGCUCUAAACCGAGUUCGGUGCCAAAUAUUCCAGACAGCCUACAACCCUACCUCGAUCAGGACAGGUGCGAAGUACUUGCGUCGACGGCUACGAGGGCCGUCUAUGGUCAAAUAUUACCCUCCGUACGAAGCGCUGUCAAUAGCGAAAAUAAUGAAGCAGUACCCGGAGUGGGAUAUUGUGGACGAGGCAGAGCAGCAGCGGCUCCGGGAUAUUGAGGACAAAAAGAAGAGAGGAAAGGGUGCUCCGAAGAAGGCGAAGGCGAGAGGU